AUGAAUACUCUUGCACUCACAAGCAAGAAUAACACAUGUAUCUGUUUGUAUUUGUUUGUGGCUGUUUGUAUGUUUGUGUAUGUGUUUGUACGUUCUUGCGUAUGUGUUUGUACGUGUUUAUGUACGUGUUUGUACGUGUUUGUACGUGUUUAUGUACGUGUUUGUACGUGUUUGUGUAUGUUUGUAUGUGUUUUUACGUGUUUAUUUAUGUUUGUAUGUUCUAACGAAAGCAUAUGUAUGUGUGAGUGUGUGUGUGUGUUCACGCUCCUUUCUGUCUGCUUACGUCUUUAUGUUGAAAUAUUUAAUAUGUUUGUGUGUCUUUAUCUGCGUGUACGUGUGUAUGGAUUGAAUGCGCUUGUACAUGUGCAUGAAUGA
Messenger RNA from Helobdella robusta, 375 nucleotides. RefSeq lists its product as hypothetical. The coding region runs from base 1 to 375 and encodes 124 amino acids. The record is from RefSeq and is a predicted model, not a curated record. NCBI's taxonomy places the organism in Eukaryota, Metazoa, Annelida, Clitellata, Rhynchobdellida, Glossiphoniidae. The transcript has a single exon.